Exophiala xenobiotica is the source of this 1020-nucleotide messenger RNA. RefSeq lists its product as uncharacterized. The record is from RefSeq and is a predicted model, not a curated record. The transcript is spliced from 2 exons. Gene Ontology annotation, molecular function: oxidoreductase activity. NCBI's taxonomy places the organism in Eukaryota, Fungi, Ascomycota, Eurotiomycetes, Chaetothyriales, Herpotrichiellaceae. The coding region runs from base 1 to 1020 and encodes 339 amino acids.
AUGGCACAGCAAUAUGCCAAAGAUCAGCCGCAGGGCUACAAGAACUACGUCGAGAAUAUCGCGGUAGUCGGUGCCGGAGGCCAAAUGGGCGGCUAUAUCGUCAAGCAUCUCCUCGAGACCGGCAAGCACAAUAUCACGGCCAUCACGCGAGCCGAUAGCAGCAGCAAAAUGCCUGAGGGCGUCAAAGUCGCCAAAGUCGACUACAACAACCGUGCAUCGCUCGUCGAGGCUCUCCGCGGCCACGAUGCGCUCAUCAUCACCUUGGGCGUGAUGGCGCCGGAGGAGACACAGAGCAAACUGAUUGAAGCCGCCAUCGAGGCGGACGUCCCGUGGAUCAUGCCAAAUGACUGGGGCACGGACUCGACCAACGUGAGCCUUGCGACGGAUACCAUGCUUGGCGGGAGUCGCUGGAAAGCGCGUGAUCUGAUCGAAGGCGGCGGCAAGGGCCGCAUCUCGAUUUGUUGCGGGUUCUGGUAUGAGUAUAGCCUGGCGGGCGCGUCGGUCCGGUAUGGCUUCGACUUCCACAACCGCAGCGUAACCUUCUAUGACGAUGGUACCACCAAGAUCAACACUAGUACGUGGGACCAGUGUGGUCGUGCUGUGGCCAAGUUGUUCAGCCUCAAAGUCUUGCCUGAGGACGCGGGUGACAAGAGUGUCACACUGUCGCAGUUCAAAGAUCAGUUCGUGUCCAUCUCGUCGUUCUUGGUCAGCCAGAAAGAUAUGUUUGAUUCCGUUCUUCGUGUGACCGGGACGACUGAGAAGGACUGGAACAUCAAGUAUGAGGACGUCCACGAACGGUACAAGAAUGGUGUCUCGGAAUUGCAGAGUGGCAAUAGGGAUGGAUAUCCGAAGUUGUUGUAUGCGCGAGUUUUCUUCCGCGAUGGUGGUGGAGACUUUGAAUCGAAGAAGGGAUUGAGUAAUGACGUGUUGGGAUUGCCAAAGGAAGACAUUGACGAGCGGACGAGGGCUGCCAUCGCGAUGGCCGAAGAAGGCUCGAGGAUGACUCGUAGCACUGCUUGA